AUGGCCCACGAAACCCUAUUUGCAGCUGCGGGAAGCCCCUCAGCGAGCCUACCGCCGCCCAUCCAUGGUUCACCUCCGAGCGCCCAAGCUCCAGGUGCCACAAACAGCGUCACCCCUCAGCAGCAACAACGACGGCAACAACAACAGCAACAACAACCACUGCACAGUAUCACCAAUAGACUACCCUCGUCCGCCUACAGCACCCAUUGGCAACCUCAACCGCCAAAAAUAUACACACCUCUAAACCAUUACAACAACCUUUCGCUGCCAGAUGAGUUCUGGUCGUCUCCUGCCAAGCGCCAUCGUCUCCACCACCACCGACACCCGCUGCGCCAUCGUGACCACGACCAGCAACCACUGCAGCAGCAACGUGACUGUCUAGCACAAAAAGGGGACCGUGACAGAGCUGGAAGUCCCGAGAAACGCAAGCAUCGCCAUAGUAAACACCAUGUGUCGCGGGAUACAAGGUUGCCCAAAUCUAUGAGGGAACAUGCAAAUAUGAGUUUACGACCUGGAAAAUAUGUGCAUAGGGAAAGAGGACGGGGUGGUACGAGCGAGAUUGUUGUUGCUGCUGCUGCUACUACUACUACUACUACCACGUCUACUACACCUCAGUCUGAGACAAGUGGACAAGAUGGUAGUGAUAGUGGCGUUGCACAGGGGCCGCUGUUAAUUGGGAAGCGGAGAGAGAAUGUCACAAUGGGAGAAGUAAGAAGGGAGACGAUGCGGAGGAUGAAGGAGGAAGAAGCAAACCGCGCCUCCCUCUCCGUCCUCGCCAUCCGCACCGCAGACAUAAACCGCUGCCUCGACACAACCUACUACAACCUCCUCGAAAAGAUCUCAAACCUCCACCACUCAAUCUACUCCUUCCACGACCUCGCCAACGCCGCCUCAACCCUCCACACAGGCUUCACGCACGAAACCGACAACCUAGACCGCGAUGCACGCAAGCAGAUUGACGAUUUCCAGGGCUUCGCUGCGCAGGUGCGGCGCAUCGAGUCCCUGGAGGCACGCAUGCGUGCCAGCUCCCAGAUGGCUGCCGAGCUCAGUGGACGUAUGGAAAUUGUUAGGCGGCAGAUUGAGGAAUGGGAUCGGCGAGAGAUUGAGUGGCAGGCGCGGGUGGGGAGGCGGUUGCGGAUCUUUUGGGCUUUUGUGGUUACGGCCCUUGUGGUGGCUGUGGUGGCGUGGGUGGUUGGGCAGGUUAGGGCGUUUCCAGUGACGGCGGGGGAAGGGGUUGUGGAUUUAAACGUGAAAAAGGGGUUGGGGACGCUAGAAAUUGGUCCGCUGUAA
Paracoccidioides brasiliensis Pb18 is the source of this 1290-nucleotide messenger RNA. RefSeq lists its product as uncharacterized. The record is from RefSeq and is a predicted model, not a curated record. Bases 1 to 1290 code for a protein of 429 amino acids. The transcript is spliced from 2 exons.